AUGUCGAACAACCUGGCAUCGUAUUUUGGCAACGAGAGGGACAGCCCAAAUGGUGUGAGCGGCACGAGUGGUGUAGUGGCAGAAGAUGAUGAUAUGGGGCCGUCAGUAUCCAUGGCCGUGGAGGCCGAGAAUGACGAGGAUUUCAGGCGGUCGACCUUCAAUCUCAAGCGCACACGGUCUAUGGGGCUAUUAGACGGCCACUCCGAUUCGCAAACAACAGAUGGAACUCCCAUGAGUGGCUCCGCAAGUCCUGAGCACGAUUCAAACAGUCCUCCUAUGGGUCCUUCGGAGUCCACUUCGCCGCCCGUACCCGAGGCUGGUAAUUACCUGAUUCCACACGAUGAUAAUGACAUCAUGCAUGAGCCCAAGCGCCACGUCGACUAUUUGUCGCACCAGUGGAACGAGUCCGAAAUCUCACAAUCUUGGAAAUAUAUCAUACUAAAGAAAAAGAGGCAGAACGAAGAUCUCGUAAAUGCGGCGCGGCUUGAAAACGCCUCUUGGCGUACGUGGGCCAAAGCGCGCAAUCACCUGCGUACUGUAAGUCCUGAAGCUGUCAAUUGGUCAAAAGAUUCUGAUGUCACGUGGCUAUAUGGUCCCGUCGUGCGGCAGAAGUCUAAUGAUCAAGCACAGGGCGCCGAUGAGGAGUGCGGAUACGGCUCAGACGACGAGACUUCAAAGAGAUUGACAACCUUCAAGCCUAAGAAUCGGACUUCCAAGGGUCCAAAACCAAUUUUGAAGAAAAGAACAGUUUCUGAGAUAAUAGAGGAAAACUCACUGUGGAGGCUCAAUGUGGCGAGACAGCACAAGAAAAAUCUAUCCAGCACGCAGGCCAUGAUGGACGGAUACGGUAAUCAUUUGGAUGCAGCGGACGAUUAUGAUGUCUUAGCAGCGAAAGUGAAUGCUCAAUAUUAUUCUUCACGGCCACCAUCCCAGCCGUCACCACAAUUUCCCAACACACACGAGGGCCACGGGGACGAUGAACGUCACGAUAAUCAAUUACUGCAAAACCAACAACAAGAUACAAAGUCACAACAUGAUGAUUGUUUGUCUGCGGCUGCUGAAGAAGAUAUUGUCAACUCCGAGCAGGCAUCACCAAACAAGUCGCCCACUCCUGCUUUGGAGUCUAUUUUGACUUCUCCAAGCAGGAAAGCUCCCAAAGCUGUGUGCGAGCAAAAGGAUAGACAUAUCCAUUUCAAUGACCGGGUAGAACAAUGCAUGGCUCUUUCAUUCCACUCUGAUGAUGAUGACGACGACAAUGAGUCUGAUGAUGAUUCCAUGGACGAAAGUGGAAUUGAAGGCUCUGCUCAUCACGAAUACCCUAAAGUUAGAAAAGAACAAUCGCGUAGCGGGCAUAAAGAUUUGCGCCAAACAUCAGAUUCGGAUCAAGAUCUCAAUAGCUCAUCUUCAGACGAAGAAGAAGCCGGACUUUUCAUAAAUGCCAGGUUAUCAAGGAAGUCUGAUGGAAUACAUACCCCAACAGACUACGCAUCAUUAAGUUCCGAAGCUGGAAGCUCCAAAAGUUCAAUAACCGCUCCCAUUAUAAAAUUUCUUCCCGCUACUACCUUAAAUUAUGGCUCGGAUGAAGAAGAUUAUGACGACGAUGAUGAUUAUUACGGAAACAAUGCAGUGUCUCAUAAUGUGAACACCUUUAGAGGGUACGAUUACAUGUAUGACUAUAAUUCGGUUUACACUGGUGAUACCUCAAGUUUCAUGGCUGUGAACAAUUAUGAUAUGGUCGAUGUUCCAGAAGGCUUACAAACUCCAAUUGAAGAACAUGAAGGUCAGCCGAUGCUAUCAGACCAAAACUCUAGUGAAUCACAACUGCCGAGCGGGCCUACUGGGAAGAAGGGAUUUUCUUUGGACAGUGACACAGACUCGUAUGGCUCUAAUGGUGAAUCUCAAUUUAUUGAAGAUUCUCAAGUCAAAGGUAGUGACGAUGAUGAUGAAGAUCUGGAAGGCCUACCAGGCUUGAAAAGAACUUCUUCAUUGGGUUUGUCUAACACAACAUCGCUACAAAACUUGAAUUCUUCAGCACCGGCCAUACCCCAAACUCAUAGUUUCAUAUCUGGGAAACCACUGCGACCAGCGAACCAGCCAUGGGACGUUAGUGGUGAUAUCUCGACCGCUAGCAAGAAUUUACCUGUCAGAAGUACCAAAAAAUUCUCUUUUGAUUCAGGUUCAGAAUCUGACUCAAAUUCUGAUUCUGACCAAGGCACGAAAAUUGGAAACGAAAUCAAAUCAACUUACAAAAGUGGCAAUUCAAAUGAAAACGAAAAUGUUGUCGAAUUACGUAGCAAAGCUUCAGAUUCUCCAAGGGCGGAAUCAAGUAGCAAUAAGCAUGUCUACAAAGACCCCACCCGCGGAACGGCUGUUUCUCCAAUGCCUAAGAGUCAAGAACAAAAAAUACCUACUGGGUCACUUGUUAGUAUGGUAAGCUCAUCCGGUGACUCUCGUACGUCGUUGUCGGACGUGGCAAUUUCGGGCUACAUUUCGCCGCGCAAUGAAUCAAUGCAAUCUGUGGUCGCUAAAGAGAAAAUGGUUGACAAUGACAAAUCCAAAUUUACGGACGUGGACCGUAUGAACAAGAAUCUUGAAGACUGGCACUUGGAAUCUCACGAUGACAGCACGGACGACGCCCAUCCUGAAAACGUGCAGAAGAUGAUGAAUUCUGCUCGAGAUAUCGCAAACAAAUAUCUGCAUUCAUGGAAGAAAUGA
Lachancea nothofagi CBS 11611 is the source of this 2715-nucleotide messenger RNA. NCBI's taxonomy places the organism in Eukaryota, Fungi, Ascomycota, Saccharomycetes, Saccharomycetales, Saccharomycetaceae. The record is from the annotation of a GenBank genome assembly.